AUGGCGGACAAUCGAAAGAACAAUACUCCUGAUGGAGACCAGUAUACUUCAGAAGAUCAAAGCUAUCAGAAUCAUGGCGAUGACCAAAUACAAGAAGAUGACAACCAGAAUCUGGAGCUUGACAUGGCGCAUACUUUAAUCAGUCCAUCACCCGCUUCUCCAUUUCGAAUAUCGCCCGCUGUGGUAUCAUGGACACAGCAGAUACGACAAAUGCAACAGAUAACACAAACACAGAUGCAAGGUGGAAUACAGAUAAGAAUGUUGGAGGAUCAUAUACAACAGAUGCGUACUCAAAUGCAGACGCAACAGCAAGAUAUUGAACAAAUUCAGCAGGCGCUCAAUUUGAGAAACCAUCAUCAAAUGCGAGAUCGAGCAAGCACAAGUAUUCAACACCCUUCCGAUUUACCUGAAAACUCACCAGAUUCGCGCCCCUCUCGGAUUACCAACACCGAAGAUAUUACUGCAGGCGGCAGAACUGAAACAGAAAAAGGAAUCGAUACUCUCGAAUCUGAAAAUCCUCCUCCCCUUCCACUGUCGAGCUUCCUAUUGUUGAAUGGUGCGCCCCACGCAGCAGAUGGUACCCGUUACACCGCAGAGCAUAUAAUGGAGGGACCCUCAUCCAUUGUGGAACAGAAGCGUGCAGGAGAGGAAGGAUUUGGAUCCCGUACUGCCAAGAGACUUCGCCAUACCCAAGCACCAGAAGACAUUGAUACUGCAGAGGCUCAGAAGGAAGAAGAUACUCAAACUGAAAAUCAAGCCUCAUUGGAACGCACACACCGACGACAGGAAUUGACUCUGCCGCAACCUCUGAAUGCAGAUACUGAAGAACAGCAAACUCAGCAAGUAAUCUCGGGAAAUCACCAUCUAGAUCAAGUGGUAAGACAAGGUGCACUAGUUAUCAGCGAGGGUUUUAGAGACCAUCAACCAGUCAUACCAAAUGAUCCGCCACUCAUUGGAUACCUUUCUCGAUAUCGAGAACAAGAGAGACGAGGCCCAUCAGUCUCACAUCCAUCAAAUUCAGAUGGGAAAAGCCCACAGUGUGCAGGCCUCAACAACCAUCUUGCUGGUACGACGGGCACACAUGGCCUACAUAAGGUGUGCCUCCGAUGUGGUGCACCAGAUCAUCUAAGUUUCCAGAAGAUUUGUCCACAGCAUCCUAGGAACAAAAAAUAG
Messenger RNA from Botrytis byssoidea, 1173 nucleotides. RefSeq lists its product as uncharacterized. Bases 1 to 1173 code for a protein of 390 amino acids. The transcript has a single exon. Lineage: Eukaryota; Fungi; Ascomycota; Leotiomycetes; Helotiales; Sclerotiniaceae. The record is from RefSeq and is a predicted model, not a curated record.